Molecule: messenger RNA, 1974 nt
Organism: Aspergillus welwitschiae
Lineage: Eukaryota; Fungi; Ascomycota; Eurotiomycetes; Eurotiales; Aspergillaceae
Product: ferric reductase family protein
Exons: 5
Coding region: 1-1746 (581 amino acids)
Biological process (GO): iron ion transport; intracellular iron ion homeostasis; copper ion import
Cellular component (GO): plasma membrane
Molecular function (GO): ferric-chelate reductase activity
Source: RefSeq, a predicted model, not a curated record
AUGCAUUCUCUUCUUCUUUGCUCGUCCCUGGUCGGACUUGCUUCUGCAGCAGAGCUCGAAAAGCGCCAUGGAGGAGGGGGCUGGGCGUUUUAUGAGAUGCUCAACGAUGAUCUCGCUCGUCUCACUCUGCUGGUUCUUGGCCUAAUGGCUGCCUUCAUUUAUGUCUGGAAGAUGUGGCAUCGUCUUGCCAGUCAUAUGAGGCGACUGGCAAGUUUCAACAAUGAACGCCAGCGGUACUUCGUUCACCCCGACAGCAUGCUCGCGAAAAUCAACAACCAUAUCAUCUAUGCCCCGUUGUUCCGUACCCGCCACAACCGCGAGUUUCAGCUCUCCCGAGCUGUCAACAUGGGCACGCUGCCCAGUCGGUUCCAUUCCUUCAUCCUGGUGGGCAUCAUCGUCAUGAACAUCGUCCUUUGCGUUGUUACAGUACCCUAUGGGUCCGAGGAGUCCACGGUUGCGGGCCUGAUCCGCAACCGCACCGGAACCAUGGCCACAGUGAACCUUAUCCCGGUGGUGCUCAUGGCCGGCAGGAACAAUCCCCUGAUCACCCUGCUUCAGGUGCCGUUUGACACCUUCAAUUUGAUUCACCGCUGGCUCGCUCGCAUUGUCGUCUUGGAGUCGAUCGCCCAUGUGUUCGCUUGGGCGGUUCCCAAGGCCCAGGAAGCCGGUUGGGAUAUCGUUGGGAUGGUUUUUGGAGAGAGCAGCUUCAUGCUGAGUGGAUUGAUCGCUGCCUGCGCCUUCACUGCCCUCCUUGUGCACUCUCCCUCCCCCAUUCGCCAUGCAUUCUACGAGACCUUCCUUCACCUCCACAUCGUGUUCGUUGUGCUUUCGUUUGCCUUCCUGUGGAUACAUUUGGAUGGUAUGGUGUCCCAGAACUACCUUCUCGCCGCCAUCAUCCUCUGGGCUCUCGAGCGAGCCGCUCGCAUCCUCAUCAUCGUGUACCGUAACUGCGGAAGGGAGUCCACGACAGCGCAGGUCGAGGCCCUGCCGGGCGAUGCCCUGCGAAUCACCCUGAAGAUGGCACGGCCUUGGACCUUCAAGCCCGGCCAACACAUCUACCUGUAUAUCCCAUCCAUUGGUUUCUGGAUGAGCCACCCCUUCUCCGUCGGGUGGAGCGAGGCCGAGGAAUUCCCCGCAAGCGAAAAGGAGACAACCAUUUCCUUGCUGAUCCGUCGCCGCACUGGCUUUACCGAUAAAUUGUUCCAGCGUGCUCAGAGCUCCGCCGGUGGACGGGUAACCUUGCGAGCGUUCGCAGAAGGCCCGUAUGGUAGCAUUCAUACCAUGGACUCCUACGGCACGGUCAUGCUCUUUGCAGGCGGUGUCGGCAUCACACAUCAAGUACCAUUUGUGCGGCAUCUCGUCCAGGGCUUUGCCGAAGGGACCGUGGCGGCCCGUCGCGUUACCUUGGUCUGGAUCAUCCAGUCCCCCGAACAUCUCGAGUGGAUCCGGCCCUGGAUGACUAGCAUUCUGGCGAUGGACCGCCGUCGUGAGGUCCUCCGGAUCAUGCUGUUCAUCACGCGCCCGCGCAACACCAAGGAAAUCCAGAGUCCCAGCGCUACCGUUCAAAUGUUCCCGGGCCGCCCUAAUGUUGACACCCUGAUCAACAUGGAGGUCGAGAACCAGGUCGGAGCAAUGGGAGUGCUGGUAUGUGGAAACGGAAGCCUGAGCGACGAUGUUCGACGGGUCUGCCGCAAGAGACAGGACCAAACGCAGGUGGAUUUCAUCGAGGAGAGUUUUACCUGGUAAGGUGGCUGGUGGAUGGCCGCCUUUUGAGUGAAUGCUCACUCGGCCCCCAUUCGUGUCUCAGCACAUCGACGCUUGGCGGCCGUGUUCCUCGAUUAUCCACAGCCUACGGACUACCUGUGUGUUGGAUCCUCUCGGUGUUUUGUUGGUUGCUAUUGGUUUAUACUUUUAUAUAGCUAGGGUAGUAUAUAUAGUUGCUCUUUGUAUGGCUUGGCUCUGAAGCUUGCGAUU